This is a messenger RNA of Aquila chrysaetos chrysaetos, 2301 nucleotides long. RefSeq names its product dynein regulatory complex subunit 1 (gene DRC1). Lineage: Eukaryota; Metazoa; Chordata; Aves; Accipitriformes; Accipitridae. Gene Ontology annotation, cellular component: axoneme; axonemal dynein complex. The coding region runs from base 3 to 2243 and encodes 746 amino acids. The transcript is spliced from 17 exons. Gene Ontology annotation, biological process: cilium-dependent cell motility; axonemal dynein complex assembly; regulation of cilium movement. The record is from RefSeq and is a predicted model, not a curated record.
CGAUGGCGGCGGCGGCGGCGGCGGCGGCGGGCUGGCGGGCCCCGGCCCCGGCCCUCAGCGACCCCGGCCCCGGCCCCCAGGAGCGAAUCGCCGCCCGCCGCCGCCGCCUCGCCGCCCGCCUCGAUGCCAAGCGCCGGGAGGCCCUUGGAGAAGAUGCGGAGCUGAAGGUGGCUCAGGUGGAGGAAGAGCAGAGAAGGAGCCACAAGCAGAUUGAGGAGAGCAGGCAGAGGCUGGCCAAGCUGCUUUUUGAUGGCACGCAGAUGGUGACAAAUAUCCAGGUGGCUGCUGACUUGAGAGAAACGCAAAGGAGGGCAGAGGAGGCAGAGCUGAAGCUACAGAGGGUGGAGAAGCUGGAGAAUGAAGCCAAGUCUAGCACAUACAAGUUUGAGGAGAUCACCUCCAAGUGGGCCUUGGCCAAGGAGAUGACAAUCCCACAGGAGCUGUGGCAGCUGCUGAACCAACAGCAGCAGCAGUGUGCGCUGCUUCUGGAGGAGAAGAACAAGCUCAUUGGUGAACUGCAGCAGGAGCUGAAAAACAAAGAUGAACAAUACGUGUGGGCCAUUAAGAAGCAGUCGGAUGAUAUUCACUUGCUUUUGGAGAGAAUGGAAGAACAGAUCAGGCUCAUGCUGAAAAAUUACCGUCAUGAACUCCUGCAGAUUGAGAAAGCUUUUGAGCUUGAACGGCGAGAGCUGCUGGACAACAACAGGAAGAAAUGGGAGGAAGCCAUCCAGGCCCACAACACGCAGGAGCUGGAAUACCUGCACGCCCGUAUGAGGAAGGUGGAAGAGUUUGAGAAACAGCUGAAUCAGCUGCGGGUGCAGGAUGAGGAGGAGUAUAACAGCAUGAAGAUCCAGCUGGAGAACGAUGUGCAGAACCUGGAGAGGCAGCUCCACCAGAUGAAAGCUGUCUAUCAGCUGAACCAGGAGAAGCUGGAGUACAACCUUCAGGUGCUUAGGAAACAGGAUGAGGAGAACACCAUCAUCAGAUCCCAGCAGAAAAGGAAGCUCAACCGGCUCCACAGCUUGCUCAAUAACCUGAGAACAAAACUGGCUAACCAAGAGAAGCAGUUCAGAGAGGAGAACCACAGCCUGGCAGCCGACUGCGAGCGCAUCAUGGGGCAGUGCAAGGAGGUGCAGAGGAGGAUGAGGCACUUUGCUAUCAGUGACGCUGAGAAAUUCACGGAGGUCUGGCUUAUGAACGAGGAGGAAGCCAAAGGGCUGAUGCGGAAAGCCCUCGAUGCAGAUCGUGUCAUUCACACUCAGCAACUGGGACUGCCCUGGGAAGAGCCUCGUUACUGGUUCCUGAAUAACGUUGGCCCCCUUGGGCAUUACAAGGUGAAGAGGAUGGCGACCAAGCUGGCUGCAGCAGUCCUGACAGAGAGCAGCUCUGGGGGACAGGAGGAGGAAGGGAGAGAGAAGGAGAAGGAAGAAGUGGGCAGUAGAGUCACACCCCUGCGAAAUAUCUCCAAGAAGACUGCCAAGAGGAUCCUGGAGCUCAUCAGUGACGAGUCGGGUUUCCUCAUUGAGAGCAAGCUGCUGAGGUCCCUGCAGGCGCUGGGGAGGCACGAGCGUACCCUCAUGAAGCUCGACUCCAUCUUUGCGGCCCUCGAGAUCGACAGUGAGGAUGACCUGUACCAGCUGGUGGAUUUUUUCUUGAAGUACAAAGCCCAGGAGAUGGCUGUCAGCCAGAGCCAGGGCAGCCCAGGUGCAGAAGAUGUCACGGAUCUAGCUGAGGACAGAGAGGACGGUGGAUCCGGUGCCCAGAGGAACAAGCUCAAAUCCCCUCGGAGCUUGCUGGUCUCCCUUCCAUCUGUGUACAUCCAUGCUGAUGAUGUCCUAAAGAUCCUGAAAGCAUUUGUGUGGGGUUUUGACAAGCUGAGGGAGAAGGACAGGUCAGCAAAGGAGGUGCUACAGGUACGGGACAGCUCCAAGGACGGGGAGUACUGGGAAGCCCUGGCACACAUUAUCCCCGAGCCGACGUUGAAGCUGUGGGAUGCGCUGGCGGUGGCACUGGAGGAAUAUUACGAGAUCCUCACACGGAGAGCCAGCCUGCUCGCCGAAGCGGCCCUCCUGCAGCAGCAGAACUCGGAGCUGUGCCUGCUGCUGGAGGAGUACAUCAGCUCCGGGGUGAACAGCAAGCUGCUCUCCCCUCCCACGAAAUGGAUGGACCUGAACCUGUCCUGCCCCGGGGAAGCGCAGUGGGUCCCCAGGGCCAGGGCACAACUUUUCUCUGCCCCAAGCUGAAGCUGUGUCUGGAGCCAGGGCUUUCUGGCAGGGACUAAUAAACCAUUCCCAAACCUGA